Alternaria atra is the source of this 876-nucleotide messenger RNA. RefSeq lists its product as uncharacterized. Gene Ontology annotation, molecular function: metal ion binding. Gene Ontology annotation, biological process: superoxide metabolic process. The coding region runs from base 1 to 876 and encodes 291 amino acids. The transcript has a single exon. Lineage: Eukaryota; Fungi; Ascomycota; Dothideomycetes; Pleosporales; Pleosporaceae. The record is from RefSeq and is a predicted model, not a curated record.
AUGCUGUCCAAGUCUUUCUCCCUUCUCGCCUUUGGCGCUCUAGCCUACGGCCAGGAGCUAGUCCAAGAGGGCGCUCCUGCGCCUGUCGUCCUUGCAACUGCAAAGUCCGGGGUCAUCCCUGCGACUCCAACAGCAACUCCUUUCACUGGUGUCGAUACUAUCCAGGGCGCCAUUGUCUCUCCUCUCCCUCCUGCGCCAGGCUACCUCCCUGGCGAGACUGGUGGUCUCGAGGGUACCGCCACAGCCUCGUCCAACCAACCAUCAGCCACCUACCGCGCCACCAUGCCAGAGGAGCAAUACAACCCCUUCAUCGGCAGCACUGUCUCAGGAUCUAUUCAGGCUGUUGGUGGCGCCGGUGGUGUAAACUUCACCGUCAACCUCUCUGACCUGCCCGACCAAGCACAAUUCGGCCCCUUCAACUGGCACAUCCACGCCCUUGCCGUUCCCGCCGACGGAAACUGCACCGCAACUAUGGGCCACCUGGACCCCACCAACCGCGGCGAACUCGUUAUGUGCGACCCCGCGUUGCCCGAAACAUGCCAGGUCGGUGAUUUGGCCGGCAAGCACGGCGGCAAGAUCAUGACGGAGGGAACCUUCUCGACUAGCUUCGUAGACCCGUACCUCAGUGUUGAGGAGGGCAGCGCAGGGUUCUUUGGUGGAUUGGCCUUUGUCUUGCACACUGGUAAUACCACGAGGAUCACUUGUGCGAACUUCGAGCUUAUGCAGGGUGGUAACGGAACUUCUGCUCCUAAUGGAACAAUGGGUAUGCCCAGCCCGACGAGCAGCAACCCGGCUGAAUUCACUGGAGCGGCGAACAAGCUUGGUGGAAGUGCUGUUGCGCUCGCAGCUGGUGUCUUUGCUGCCAUGAUGGUAUAA